AUGAUCGGAUCAUGGCGUACCAAAAAAGUACCGCGCAAUAGUACAGCAGAAGGUGAAACAGCCUCCAAAAAGACAUUUUCUCAGCGUGAUCUUUUUCUUCCGAGAGAUAUCCAAGAAGUGCAAGAAGAUCUCCCACCCACUUGCAAGUUCAAGGUCCCCAACACUAAUGAACUUCACAAGCUAGAGCUCGUAGUUAGUCCUGCAAAGGAUUCAAUGUGGUGCGGUGGCAAAUUCAAAUUCAUCAUUGACGUUCCAAAUGACUACAAGUAUUCGCCGCCCAAAGUUCGCUGUUUGACUCGCAUCUACCACCCAAACAUCACUGAAACAGGCGAUAUCUGCCUAAGCAUUCUCCGACUCCACUUUGACGAAACUGGCUGGUUGCCCACCCGCUCGCUCAAAGACGUCGUCUGUGGCCUUAACUCUCUGUUCACUGAUCUGCUGAACUUUGAAGAUCCACUGAACAGCAGUGCCGCAGAACACUACAUGCGUGAUCCAAAGGGAUUUGCCCGCCAAGUCAAAGAAUACAUUAACAAAUACGCCGUCAACUAG
This is a messenger RNA of Rhagoletis zephyria (snowberry fruit fly), 549 nucleotides long. NCBI's taxonomy places the organism in Eukaryota, Metazoa, Arthropoda, Insecta, Diptera, Tephritidae. The record is from RefSeq and is a predicted model, not a curated record.